Messenger RNA from Prorocentrum cordatum, 609 nucleotides. Lineage: Eukaryota; Dinophyceae; Prorocentrales; Prorocentraceae. The record is from the annotation of a GenBank genome assembly.
AUGGGCAAGAAGGUGGGCAAGAAGAAGGUGGCAGUCAAGACUGGCAGCAGCGCGCCAAAAGCGGCACAAGAGAAAGAAGAGCGCGUGGAUCUACUCAACGAUCUGGGUGAUGCCACGCCGGAUUUCAAGCGCGUACUGAUCGAGUUGUUCGGCCGAUUCGAUGUCGAUGCUGACAAGCUUCUGAAUAAGGCCGAGCUCUUGGCUUUCAGUCGAACCGCCAACCCCACUGGUCGCGAGUUCACGACGACCGAGCUCGAGGAGAUGUGUGAGCACUUUGACUGGAAAGGUCAGGGGCCAAACAGCGGCGGGCUCACGUUGCGCGGCUGGCUACAGAUGUAUGUGACGCAGACUGGUGGCGACGAGGAGGAAACGUGGAGAGACCUUCACCAGCUCGGCUAUGAUGGUCAGCUGCAGAAGCUGUCCGAAAAGAAAAAACGCACAAAGUGCGAGGCGCUGCAGUUAAAACUGGAGGCGCUGGUAGCCCUCGGCGAGGCCGCCGACGUCGAGGGCUUCGUGUCGAGCUUCGUCCCCGUGGACCUGGCGGAGGACGAGAGGACAGAGUUCGCGGAGAGACUGCGGAAGGACGACAACGCCGAGCUGAAGAGCAUC